Molecule: messenger RNA, 1041 nt
Organism: Ambispora gerdemannii
Lineage: Eukaryota; Fungi; Glomeromycota; Glomeromycetes; Archaeosporales; Ambisporaceae
Source: the annotation of a GenBank genome assembly
AUGGUAGACCAAAGUGAGCAAGCUUGGCGUGUAUUGUCGCGUCGAUAUGGAGCACAACUUUGUUUCACGCCAAUGAUACACGCGAAAAUGUUUUGUGAUGAACGUAAUUUGCGGUAUAGGCAGGAAGUGUGGUCUACCGGUGAAGGGGAUAGACCGUUAAUAGUGCAGUUUUGUGCUAAUGAACCAGAAGCUUUACUUGAGGCUGCUAAACGCGUUCAAGAUCAUUGUGAUGCUAUCGAUUUGAAUUUGGGGUGUCCGCAGCAUAUUGCAAGACGUGGUCGAUAUGGCGCGUUUUUACAAGAUGAAUGGGAAUUAAUCCAUAAAUUAAACAAAACAAUUGAAUAUGCUCGAAUGAUUGAACGUGCUGGCGCGCAAAUGCUUACAGUGCACGGUCGUAUACGAGAUCAAAAAGGACACAAUACGGGGUUGGCAGAUUGGGAACAGAUUCGUUGUGUGAAGGAAGCAGUUAAUAUCCCGGUAAUCGCCAACGGUAAUAUCCUUUAUUUUGAAGAUAUACAACGCUGUCUGGAAGCUACAGGAGCCGACGGUGUAAUGUCAGCCGAAGGAAACUUAUACAACCCGGCUCUGUUCGCAAAUCACAAUCUGCCGAUAUGGACAAUGGCACAGGAAUAUCUAGAUAUAUGUCAGACAAUCACUACGAAAAACGCCUAUAUUCGUGGUCACUUGUUCAAGAUUUUGAGACCAGCGCUUCCAUUUCAUGCCGAUUUGCGCGAACGAUUGGCAAAUGCGAAUUAUUUACAAGAGUUUUGUGGACUAGUCGACGAGUUGAAGAAGCGAAUCGUACAAAUAGAGCAAAUUGAUGAUUCUCAAUUAGAGCACGGAACGCAAUUAGUAUCAGUUCCAGUAGACGAGAAUGGAAUCAAGCAGUAUCCGUAUUGGAUAUGUCAACCAAAUGUACGAUCGAUUGUUAAUUUCAAUCCUCCUGUUAGCAAUAUUUUGUCGACGAGAGAAGAUACGUCAAACAAUGAUAAUGAUCACUCAGAAGACACGAUAGAUUUUUCAAAUAACUUUCUAGGCUGA